AUGGUCUACCAGUCUCCAUCCGAUCUGACUGUGGGCCAGUUUCUGUCAACACAGUUCCAGGACUUCUGCAAGGAGAACGGCAUACAACACGUCAAGACGACACCGAAAUGGGCACAGGCGAAUGGAGAGGUCGAGAGGCAGAAUGCCUCCAUCAUGAAAAGAAUUCGCAUCGCGCACGCAGAGGGGCUGGACUGGCAGAAGGAGCUACGAAAGUACGUCACCGUCUACAGGUCGAUCGAGCACUCAACCACGGGCAGGAGCCCUGCUGAACUCCUGUUCAACCGGAAGCUCCGGGGAAAGCUGCCAGACAUCAGCACGCCGAGAAUCGACAUCGAGGCACGGGACACAGAUGCUGAGAACAAGGGCAAGUAUGCAGAGUAUGCAGACCAGCGGCGCGGCGCGAAACCAUCACCGGUGCAGGUGGGAGAUGAAAUUCUGUUGAAACAGGACAAGGUCCAGCAGGGGGCAGUGAUGUCACACUCUCAGUGGAACUCCUCUGUUCUUCUCUCAAACCUGUCUCACACCAGCGUCUUCACAGAACAGGUCCUCCCCCCCCUGUACCUCUCCCUCCUCACCGUUGGCCUCCCCCUGAACGCACUGGCCUCCCUGGUGUUCUGCAGAGUGCGCUCUGAAGCCGCCCUGGUGGUGUACCUGAAGAACAUGCUGCUGUCUGACGUCAUGAUGAUGUCAUGCUUCCCCUUCAGACUCAUGGCUCAGAGGGGGGUGGGGGGAUGGAGAAUUCAUGUCCUCAUCUGCAGGUUUGUUGCUGUGGUGUUUUACUCGUCGAUGUACACAAGCAUCAUGUUCAUGGGACUCAUCAGUUUGGAAAGAUACAUGAAGAUCGUCCUCCAGACAAAUACGGCGUGGCUGGUUCACUUCCUGCAGUCCCCUGGCUCCGCCCACAUGGUUGCCAUGGCGGUGUGGACUCUGAUGCUUCUGAGCGCGCUCCCGAACGUGUUGCUAACAAACCGUGAAGCUAACGAGGCUAACGCACGCCGCUGCAUGGAGCUGAAGAGUGAGCUGGGAGUACACUGGCACCAGGUCUCCACUCUCUUCUCUGUGGCCAUGUUCUGGCUGACCCUGGUUGUCAUGACGACCUGUUACAUUGCGAUUGCGGUGAAAGUGUGGCGUUCGUCUCGCCGCUCAGGCUCCAGCUCCGGCGCACGUCGCAGAUCGUCACGCAGCAUCGUCAGCCUCCUCCUCGUCUUCUGCAUCUGCUUCAUCCCCUACCACCUCUGCAGAGUACCAUACACACUGAGCCAGAUGCCCUGGAGCCAGGCCUCCGCCAGCACCAGAUGGUUCCUGUACCAGCUGAAGGAGGUCUCGCUGGUCCUCUCCUCCUGUAAUGUGUGUCUGGAUCCUCUGUGGUCUCAUUGGUGUCUGACUGGGGAUUUACACGUCAUUCACAGCGCGAUGCUUUGGCCGGACGCAGGCUAUGAGGCAGCGCACGUGCAGUGGGGGCCCCUGGGUUUGGCCCCUACUCUCACACAGACCUCAAACCCAGACCCGACCCAUUCCAGACCAAAUCCAGACCAGAGGACCAUGGACCGGAUCGCGCUUCUCUCCGCGUGGGUUCUUGUCCUCGCGCUCCUCUGUGAUGCACCGGGAACCAGCGAUGGCAAAGGCACGCAUGCGCAGGGGACCGGGAUGAAUGUGUGCGAUGGUCGCUGCUGUGACGGCUGGAGCUGCUCGGUGUUUUCCUCGGUGCCUAAACGCCGGCAUGUGCCGCGCUCCAAACCGUUGUGUGUGUGGCCCGGUUUUUACGGCAAACGCUGCCAGGUCUCCACGGUGACGGUGCUGUAUGCAGCAACGUCCAAUCAGAACUCAGAGGUCGGCGAGGUCAUCAGGAACAAGGACAACAGGCCACGGGCAGAUGAGAACCAAAAGACCCAGCUCCAGAGAGACCAGAAUCCACCUACUUCUGCUGGUGUUACUGCUGCUGAUGAUGAUGUUACUGCUGCUGCUUUGGAUCCAGAAGGUUCUGAUGAGAGAGCAUCAUCUGUAAAGAGGAGCAGAGCAGUGCUGAGGUAA
Messenger RNA from Knipowitschia caucasica, 2031 nucleotides. The record is from the annotation of a GenBank genome assembly. Lineage: Eukaryota; Metazoa; Chordata; Actinopteri; Gobiiformes; Gobiidae.